AUGAAGAGAAACAAAAAGUUAUUUCAACUCUACGCUUCAACAUUGUCAACAGAGAAUGGUCAAUUGACAACUGGCAGUCCUGCAUCACCUACAAGAUCAGAAGUUUCGUCUUCUAAUGAUUCGAAUACUGUUUCAGCUCAAAGACAAACAGCUUGCGUUUCACCUCCAACCAUUUCCACAACCUCAACAUCCACCUCCAUCACUCACAAUCAACCCCAAACCAAUUCUCCAAGAUCUCCUCACAUUAAUCCAACAAAUAGUCCACUUUCGAAUAAUCUUUCACAUACCAAUAUUGCUAACUUACUCAUGCCUUACGCACCAACCACAAUCAAAACUACUAACACAGCCUCAUUCUAUCCAAGACCAGCUCAUCUUUCUAAACUUUCACCUCCAUCACCACUUGUUGGUAAUAAGUGUACGAAACUUGUCUAUUCGAAUAUUGUUGCUAACUUUCCAAAUUGUCCUUCUUCACCAACAACAACUGUUACAACGACCACUACAGUAGAACAUUCACCUAGUAGAACCUAUUCGAAUGUUCACUUUCCAGAAAAGGAAGACUUGUACAGUAAAUUGUGGGAUCAAAUUGAUUCAUUCACUCUUCAGACAAAUAACAGCAAGAUACAUAAACAACACAAGAUGUCGAAACCUCACAAGCAAUUGAUCUCGACAAGGUCCUCCUCCACUACAAGACGAAUGAAAAUUUCCAUUUCAGAGUUGUUGUGUUAA
Naegleria gruberi is the source of this 726-nucleotide messenger RNA. RefSeq lists its product as uncharacterized. The transcript has a single exon. The record is from RefSeq and is a predicted model, not a curated record. NCBI's taxonomy places the organism in Eukaryota, Heterolobosea, Eutetramitea, Acrasida, Naegleriidae. Bases 1 to 726 code for a protein of 241 amino acids.